GGUAAAACACUGCUGCAAACAAAGCUCUUCCAAUGUUUCUCACAUUAAUGAUGCAGAGACCUGGAGCUUUGUGUUUAACUUCAUGGAUCACAGCAGGAACUGCAGUUCUGUGUUUAACCUUCUUCCAGUCAGCAGACUCCGGGUCGGACUGUGAGCUUGGCGAGAGGUGCCUUGGACAGAGCGAUGAAAACUCUAGCAGCUGGUAUGUGUGGUUCCUGGUGUUGUUUUUCCUGGCCCUGCUCCUGUCCUGCGGGAUCUGCUGCUGCCUGCAGUGCUGGCUGAGGCGCCGGAGCCGCCUGCCCCGACGCACCGUGGCUGUCUUUGCCCUCAGCAGCUCCGAUGCCUUCUGUGCUGCUGAAGCACCUCCGUGCCCAUUCUCCGGAUCCCUGAGCUCCUGCAGGACUGCAGAGAUUUCCUCUUCUCCUGCCUCAUGCUUCAGCCUCGGGGGAACUGAAUUGCCUCCAUCUUAUGAGGAUGUUAUGAAGGAAAACAAGCUCUAGAUACCACAUGUUGGCUUUCAGGGAUCCUGCUUGGUUCAUCAGAGAUCU
Messenger RNA from Melospiza melodia melodia, 548 nucleotides. RefSeq names its product transmembrane protein 207 (gene TMEM207). Bases 33 to 500 code for a protein of 155 amino acids. NCBI's taxonomy places the organism in Eukaryota, Metazoa, Chordata, Aves, Passeriformes, Passerellidae. The transcript has 5 exons. The record is from RefSeq and is a predicted model, not a curated record.